GCGGGGCGGCGGCGCGGAGCAGCCGCCCGCGCUCGUGCCCGUGCCUGUGCCCGCGCUGGUGCGUUGCCUCCCGGGCCGCGCCCCUUCCCAGCUACCUCGCGUUCCCAGCCGGGCGGAUGCGGGUCCUCGGCCUGAGAAGAGCGACGUAGCCGCCGUCCGCCCUGCUGCCGCCGGGGCCCCGCCCGGACGCGAGCCGGCCUGGCCAUGGCCGACCGCGGGUGCCCGCUGGAGGCGGCGCCGCUGCCCGCCGAGGUGCGAGAGAGCCUGGCCGAGCUGGAGCUGGAGCUGUCGGAAGGCGACAUAACUCAAAAAGGGUAUGAGAAGAAAAGGGCAAAGCUGCUUGCACGUUAUGUACCACUUAUUCAAGGAGUAGACCCGUCUCUGCAAGCAGAGAGUAGAAUCCCCGGGCCCUCACAAACCACAGCCUCUGCACCCCAGCAGCAGAAGUCUCGGUCUACCAACUCGCGGGAUGAGCGCUUCCGGUCAGAUGUCCACACUGAAGCUGUGCAAGCCGCUUUGGCCAGAUACAAGGAGAGGAAGAUGCCUAUGCCUUCAAAAAGACGUUCUGUACUUGUGCAUUCCUCCGUGGAAACCUACACCCCUCCAGACACAUCGUCUGCCUCAGAAGAUGAGGGCUCUUUUCGGCGACCUGGGCGACUCACCUCCACUCUGCUCCAGAGCCAUUCCAGCGUCGAGCCCUGGCUCGACCGGGUCAUUCAGGGCUCGUCCACCUCAUCCUCUGCAUCUUCCACCUCAUCUCACCCGGGAGGGAGACCCACCACCGCUCCCAGUGCUGCUGCCACGCCAGGGGCUGCCGCCGCCAUUGCGCUCACAGGCCUCGCGGCCCACACCCACAUAGAUCUGCACUCUGCCCCUCCCGAUGUCACCACAGGCCUCAUGGAGCAUUCCCAUUAUGAGCGUCCACAGGUGGCUUCUGUGAGAGGUGUUCCUCGGGGGUACAGUGGGAGCGUCCUGGAAACGGCAGAUGGUGUCCCAGUGAACAGCAGAGUGUCCUCCAAAAUCCAGCAGCUUCUAAACACUCUGAAGAGGCCAAAGCGCCCUCCCCUGAAGGAAUUCUUUGUGGACGAUUUUGAGGAAUUGCUGGGAGUUCCACAACCAGAUCCAAAUCAGCCAAAACCUGAGGGAAAUCAGAUGGGGGUGCUGAAAGGGGAACCUCUGGCUCUGGGGACUCCUUGGCCUCCAUCACUGCUGGCUGCCCUGCAGCGGUGGGGUACGACGCAACCCAAAGCCCCCUGUUUGACCGCCUUGGAUACAACGGGGAAGGCCAUGUGCACCCUCACCUAUGGCAAACUUUGGAGUCGGAGUUUGAAAUUGGCUUAUACCUUACUUAAUAAACUGACUAGUAAGAAUGAACCACUACUGAAACCUGGAGACAGAGUGGCGCUUGUGUUUCCAAAUAGUGACCCUGUGAUGUUCAUGGUUGCGUUUUAUGGGUGUCUCCUGGCAGAGCUGGUUCCUGUCCCUAUAGAAGUGCCAUUGACAAGAAAGGACGCAGGCAGCCAGCAGGUUGGGUUUCUGUUGGGCAGCUGUGGAGUCGCCCUGGCCCUGACCACAGAUGCUUGUCAGAAAGGUCUUCCCAAGGCACAGACUGGAGAGGUGGCGACUUUCAAAGGUUGGCCCCCCCUCACCUGGCUGGUGAUUGAUGGGAAGCAUCUGGCCAAGCCCCCCAAGGACUGGCACCCCCUGGCCCAGGAUGCAGGGGCCAGGACUGCCUACAUUGAGUAUAAAACCAGCAAAGAAGGCAGCACAGUGGGGGUCACGGUGUCCCACGCUUCCCUGCUGGCACAGUGCCGGGCUCUGACCCAGGCAUGCGGGUACUCAGAAGCUGAGACCUUAACAAACGUGCUGGAUUUCAAGAGGGAUGCUGGUCUCUGGCAUGGAGUCUUAACAAGCGUGGUGAACAGGAUGCAUGUGGUCAGCGUCCCAUACGCACUGAUGAAAGUCAACCCACUCUCCUGGAUUCAGAAAGUGUGCUCCUACAAAGCCCAGGCCGCGCUAGUGAAGUCCCGUGACAUGCACUGGUCUCUCCUGGCUCAGCGAGGGCAGAGGGACAUCAGCCUGAGCUCUCUGCGCAUGCUGAUUGUGGCCGAUGGCGCCAACCCGUGGUCGAUAUCAUCCUGUGAUGCCUUCCUCAACGUCUUCCAGUCCCGAGGUCUGAGGCCAGAGGUUAUCUGUCCUUGUGCCAGUUCUCCUGAGGCACUAACAGUUGCCAUCCGCAGGCCACCUGAUCUGGGAGGACCUCCUCCAAGAAAAGCUGUCCUAUCAAUGCACGGUCUAAGUUAUGGUGUGAUCAGAGUUGACACCGAGGAAAAGCUCUCAGUCCUUACUGUUCAGGACGUCGGUCAGGCGAUGCCUGGGGCUAAUGUAUGUGUUGUGAAGGUGGAAGGUACCCCUUAUCUUUGUAAAACCGAUGAAGUUGGGGAAAUAUGUGUCAAUUCCAGUGCAACUGGUACAGCAUACUAUGGAUUGCUUGGAAUCACAAAGAACAUAUUUGAGACUGUCCCGGUCACUGCAGAAGGAGUACCUGUCUCUGACAGGCCUUUUACCAGGACUGGCUUGCUGGGCUUCAUCGGGCCUGAUAACCUGGUCUUUAUCGUGGGCAAGCUGGACGGGCUGAUGGUCGUUGGAGUUCGCAGACAUAAUGCAGAUGACGUCGUGGCCACUGCACUGGCUGUGGAGCCCAUGAAGUUUGUCUACAGAGGCAGGAUCGCCGUAUUCUCUGUGACUGUGCUGCAUGAUGACCGCAUUGUCCUUGUGGCUGAGCAGCGGCCUGAUGCCUCAGAGGAGGACAGCUUCCAGUGGAUGAGCCGCGUGCUGCAGGCUGUCGACAGCAUUCACCAGGUGGGUGUGUAUUGCCUGGCCCUGGUUCCUGCCAACACCCUGCCCAAGGCUCCUCUUGGAGGGAUUCACAUUUCUGAAACCAAACAGCGCUUUCUGGAGGGGAUGCUGCACCCAUGCAAUGUGCUGAUGUGCCCUCACACCUGUGUCACCAACCUUCCCAAACCUCGUCAGAAACAGCCAGAGGUUGGACCAGCCUCAAUGAUUGUUGGGAACCUGGUUGCUGGGAAGAGAAUUGCACAGGCCUCUGGGAGAGAGCUCGCCCACCUGGAGGACAGUGACCAGGCACGGAAGUUCUUGUUCCUUGCUGACGUGCUGCAGUGGCGGGCCCACACUACCCCUGACCACCCACUGUUUCUGCUGCUGAACGCCAAGGGCACAGUCACUAGUACUGCAACCUGUGUCCAGCUGCACAAAAGGGCUGAAAGGGUGGCUGCGGCUCUGACAGAGAAGGGAAGACUGAGUGUUGGGGACCAUGUGGCUCUGGUUUAUCCCCCAGGGGUGGACCUCAUCGCCGCCUUCUACGGCUGCCUGUACUGCGGCUGCGUGCCCGUCACCGUGCGGCCUCCGCACCCGCAGAACCUCGGCACCACGCUGCCCACCGUCAAGAUGAUCGUGGAGGUGAGCAAGUCCGCGUGCGUCCUCACCACGCAGACCAUUGCGCGGCUGCUCAAGUCCAGGGAGGCGGCCGCCGCCGUGGACGUCAGGACCUGGCCCACCGUUCUGGAUACAGAUGACAUACCGAAAAAGAAGGUGGCUGGUAUUUUCCGACCCCCCUCCCCAGAUGUGCUUGCCUACUUGGACUUCAGCGUGUCAACCACAGGGAUAUUAGCGGGAGUGAAGAUGUCACAUGCAGCCACAAGUGCCUUGUGCCGCUCCAUAAAGCUGCAGUGUGAGUUGUACCCCUCACGGCAGAUUGCCAUCUGCCUGGACCCCUACUGCGGCCUUGGCUUCGCCCUGUGGUGUCUGUGCAGUGUCUACUCAGGACACCAAUCGGUGCUGGUGCCGCCACUGGAGCUGGAGAGCAACGUGUCCCUGUGGCUUUCAGCCGUCAGCCAGUACAAGGCCCGUGUUACCUUCUGCUCAUACUCGGUGAUGGAGAUGUGCACCAAGGGCCUGGGUGCGCAGACAGGCGUCCUCAGGAUGAAGGGAGUUAACCUGUCGUGUGUGCGCACAUGCAUGGUAGUCGCCGAGGAGCGGCCCAGGAUCACGCUGACGCAGUCCUUCUCCAAGCUGUUCAAGGACCUGGGCCUGCCUGCGCGUGCUGUGAGCACCACGUUUGGGUGCAGGGUCAAUGUGGCCAUCUGCCUCCAGCCCAACAGGCUGGGAAAGCUGGCUGAGCAGGGCACGGCUGGCCCAGACCCUACAACUGUCUACGUGGACAUGCGGGCACUGCGCCAUGACAGGGUACGUUUGGUAGAACGGGGUUCUCCGCACAGUCUGCCAUUGAUGGAGUCUGGAAAGAUCCUCCCUGGAGUGAAGGUCAUCAUUGCACACACCGAGACCAAAGGGCCCCUUGGAGACUCACACCUGGGAGAGAUCUGGGUGAGCAGCCCGCACAACGCCACUGGAUACUACACAGUCUAUGGGGAGGAGGCACUUCAUGCUGACCACUUCAGUGCCCGGCUGAGUUUUGGAGACACGCAGACCAUUUGGGCAAGGACUGGCUACCUCGGCUUCCUCCGAAGAACAGAGCUCACUGAUGCCAGUGGAGAGCGGCAUGAUGCACUGUAUGUUGUUGGUUCUCUGGAUGAAACGCUCGAGCUGAGAGGCAUGCGGUACCACCCCAUCGACAUUGAGACAUCUGUGAUCCGAGCACACAGGAGCAUUGCCGAGUGUGCUGUGUUCACCUGGACCAACCUGCUGGUGGUAGUGGUGGAGCUGGAUGGGCUGGAGCAGGAUGCGCUGGACCUGGUGGCUCUGGUGACCAACGUGGUGCUGGAGGAGCACUACCUGGUUGUGGGCGUGGUAGUCAUUGUGGACCCGGGCGUGAUCCCCAUCAACUCUCGGGGUGAGAAGCAGCGUAUGCACCUUCGAGACGGCUUCCUGGCUGACCAGCUGGACCCAAUCUAUGUUGCCUACAACAUGUAAGCUCAGCACACCAGCCCCCAGUGCUUGAGAUGGGCGUGACCUGGAUGUCAAAGCGUUGGAACCAGUGCAACGCAUGAAGACGCCGCGGUGUCUCCACCACUAGGAGAAGGGCGUGCAGUCUUCACAACAGCGUCCUUCUGUGCUUUUACAGAUCCCUCUCAAAAGUUCCCCAAACCUCAUUUUAGAAAGCACUUCCUGAAUUAUUUAAAGAAAUAUUUUGAGUCUGCCAAGUACAUUUACAAAAACAUGGGUGUCAGUAUUUUAACAGAUGGAGAGACUGGGCAAAGGAAGGGAAGGCCGGGCGUGGACAUCAUGAGGAACGAGACACCACGGCUGUUCUCUGCUGUACUGUGAAUUUGUACUUUUUUUAGGCUUAAAUAUAGUUCAUGAUUUUUAAAAUUCAAUUAUUUAUUCCCACUUCGAAUGACAAGUUCAUAUAUAGAAUUUAUGCUGGAGAGAACUUUAAGGCUGCUGGAGCAGCUGCCAGGCUUCUGUUUCACAGGGUGGAGCUGAGCCCAGUGAGGCUGAUGGAAAAGGGAGCAUGUCCCACCGCCCCACCCCCCCUUGCGACUGCACUGUGGGCACUCACCGGUGCUUCCUCUUUGCGAGUUUCCAUGUUGAAACAGGUGUGCCCCCAUGUCUGCAUAUGUUGUCAGUAAUACUCAUUAAGUGCCAUUUUGGACUGUCAAGUUAGAUGCUCUAUUCAGAAGGUAAACCAGUAUUUAGUUUUAAAUCACCUUCCUGGUUUGUAACUUUAUGCUGUUUAGUUAAAUUGCUAGUUUUCGUAACACUACAAUAUUAAUUCUUCUCAUAGAGUUGUACUGGAUUAUUAUUUUUAUUCCAAGUCAACAGAGUUGGAAGAAUUGGUGGCGAAGUGUGAGGUUUUCACAUGUUUACUGCUGUUUGGUCAGAGUCCUGCAGUACAGCUGAGGAGUAGCAAGGAGAGCCUUGUCCCACGUGGAAGGUGGGGAUGGUUAUAAUCAUUGUUGGCUUUUGCAUUUUCAGUUGUGUGCCAAUAAAUUUGGCCAAACUGUUUUCAGUUAUUUUAUUCAAACUUGACUAAGCUGUUAUCUGAUAUUAUACUGAACCUAAAUCAAAGAAGAGAAUGUAAAAUCCCUUAGAUAUUUCUAAGAAUUUGAAGUCAAGCACGAAUCUAAGACACAGAUUAUUUUUAUAUACCUAAUUAAGAGUAUGUUAUGAAGUUGUUGGUUUUUUGGGGUGUUGGGGAUGGGAAAGUUUAUUAAUCAUGCAUGUUUCACAGAAACAACCAGGUUUUCCUGAAAUUAGCCUGGAUCAGUGCCUAAUGAAGCUGUUAUUAAUUCUCCACAAAUGAGUCUGGCUGACUGGGCCAGCUCUCACAUCUUACUUGCAUUUGGCUACAAAUAGCACUGUGCAUAGUAGCCCUGUUUGCCAGUGGUGUAAGACUGCGGUAUAGUAUGUUGCAACAUCCCGGAAUUCUAAUGUCCUGUUGUAAUUAUGUACAGAAUCUAUGUAACUUAUUGUUUGACAUACAGAGGUUUUAGCAGUGGACCAAUGGACAUUCCUUACAAUAGAAUGGCUGGGGAAGGAAAAAAAACUACAUAAAACUCCAAUCUUACUGCUAUAGUUUUAUAGCAAACAAAAAUUGUAAACUUUUUGUAUUGAAAGGUCAGUGGCAGUAAUAAGACAAAGUGUCUUGUAAAUUCAGAUUUUAAGAAGUGCAUUAAAAUGUUUUAAAGUUACUCUCUGGGAAUUC
Cynocephalus volans (Philippine flying lemur) is the source of this 6685-nucleotide messenger RNA. It is a transcript of the gene DIP2A, whose product is annotated as disco interacting protein 2 homolog A. The transcript is spliced from 39 exons. Bases 205 to 4950 code for a protein of 1581 amino acids. Lineage: Eukaryota; Metazoa; Chordata; Mammalia; Dermoptera; Cynocephalidae. Gene Ontology annotation, cellular component: cell surface. The record is from RefSeq and is a predicted model, not a curated record.